GCAGCUCCUGGCAGCGAGUGACAGCCAGCCUGGAUGGCCGGGGACACGGGGAUGGCCGGGAAGGUGGCACUGCUCCUGUGGGCCCAGACCCUCGGCCUUGCUGGUGAGUCCUCGGGGGAUGCCGUGUCCUACCCUGCUGUCCCCAGCCCCGUGGUGGCCCUGGCAGGCUGGUGUCCCCUGUCACCCGCAGGUGCCCAGACCACCCAGCUCCUGGUGCAGCCCCCCUGGACACCAGCAGUGCUGUGGGACCGGGUGACACUGACCUGCCAGGGCUCGGGGACCACCAGUGCCACCACCUGGUACAAGGAUGGGCAGCGAUGGGGGCAGAACAGAGGAGACCCUGUCACUGUCACCGAGAGUGGCACCUACACGUGUGACAGACCUGGCAGUGGGCUCAGCCCCCCCGUGACAGUCUUAAAUGACUGGCUGGUGCUUCAGGUGCCAGCACGGCCACUGCUGGAGGGGGACACGGUGACACUGCGCUGCCGGGUCAGGCAGGUCCUGUCGGUCAGCACGGUGAGAUUUUACCAGGAUGAGAAGGAUCUGGGGCCGUCCCUCAGGGGGACUGAUCUGUCCCUGCCCCCCCUGCAGCGUCACCACAGCGGCCGCUACCACUGCAGGGGCUGGGUGAGCUUGCGGCAGUCACAGUCGGCGCCAGUGACAGUGACAGUGCAGGAGCUCUUCUCGGUGCCGGUGCUGGAGGGUCCCCCUGAAGUCACCGAGGGGUCCCCCCUGAAUCUCAGCUGCCUCAGCACCCCCAGCCCCCUGCGGCCCCGAGCCCCCCUCCUGCACCUCUUCUACCGGGACGGGCAGUUGGUGGGGGGCCCGCAGGGGUCCCCGCAGCUCCUGGUGCCUGUCGUGGGGGUCUCCCACUCGGGGAAUUACAGCUGCCAGGUGUGGUCCGAGGGGGGGACUGUGCAGAAGAGCAGCGCCCGGCUCGGCGUCACGGUGCACAUGCCCGUGGCCAAUGCCACCAUCACCCCCGGUCCCCUGUCACACCAGGUGCACACAGGUGACCCCGUGACCCUGCGCUGCUCGGUGCAGGUGGGCUCAGCCCCUGUCACCUUCACCUGGCUGCACAACGGGCAGGAGGUGGCCCGGGGUCCUGUCCUGGAGCUUGGGGACGUCAAUGUGACACAUUCGGGCACCUACCAGUGCGUGGCCACCAACCAGCUGGGACAGGACGGGCACCGCGUGUUCCGGGCACUCAGCCCCGAGCUGGCCCUGGAGGUGACACCACAAAGACACUGGAACACAGCAGUGGCCACAGGGGUUGGCGUGUCCCUCCUCUUCCUGGUGCUGCUCGUGGGUGGAGUUGUUGGCUGGCGCCGGUGGAACCACAUGGCUGCCAGGAAGCAGCAGGAAAGGGCCCCCCCGGAUCCCCCAGCCCCCCCAGAGGAGGGGGAGGUGCUGUACACCCACGUCGUGAGCACCAAGCAGAUGGGGGGGUCCCCCAGUGCCACCACACUCCAGGAUCCCCCGGUGACCUACGCGGAGCUGCGGGGACCCCAUGGGCGACUGCGGGAACUCAGUGACAUGCACGGGAACAUGCUGUGACACUCGGGGCAUGGGUGGGUACUGGGGGGCUCUGGGGGAACUGGGGGACAGUGCAGGACCCCACCCAUGGGCAGCCACGCGUGUGAGUCCCACCCACUGCUCCCGUGGGUGCCCAACAGUCACGGGUAGGUGAGCACAAGUGGGGCUCACGUGUGGGGCUGCACAGGGCACCCAGAGCUCCCCAUGCCCCCAGAACCCUCAAGGCCUUCCCCACCCCCCUUCCACUACCACCAGUGGCUCCCCAUUCCACAUCCAAGUGCUCCCAGUGCCCUCACAGACUUCCCCAUUCCCUCCCCACAGUGCUCCCAGUAGCCCCAGGGGCUCCCUAUUUCCCCUCCCAGUGCCUCUCCCUUGCUCCCAGUAGAUCCAGGUGUUUCCCAUUCUGUCUCCCAGCACCCCUGCACUCCCAGGGGCUCUGCAAUCCCCCUCUCAGCACUCCCAGUACACCCAUGGCUCCUCAUCUCUCCUCCAGUGCCAGGGGAACACAGGACUCCUUUCCCUGUCAUUGGCAUCAAAAUGCAGCUUUUUGGUUAAACUGGCAGAAAUGGUGUUUCUUUGUUCAGCUCUGUUGGGCUUUAGGAAUGGGAUUCUCCAAUUCUGGGUUGUCACUAAAAAUCAGGGGCUGCUGCCCCAGCCCCUGGCAGUGGAGGCACAAAAGGCAAAGAUCCCAAAGGGCUGAGAGAAGAAAAAUUUCCUUUAAACAGCAAAGAGAGAACAAAACCAGCAGCAACAGCAACAAGGUUCAGAAUCCAAAGGGUCACAAAAGGAACAAUUGGCAGUGAGAGCUCCCCAAAAGGAACAAAUCCCGGAGCCUUCCCUCAGCACGAUACCUGCACCAGAGGAACCUGGCAGGGCCCUGGACCUUCCUUGCUCUGAUGGCCAAAGUGGCCUUCAGGAGGCUCUGGAUUCUCUUCUCCCCUGUCCCAAAGCCCUCCUCUGUUGUGUGCCCCACACAGUGAUGUCAUCAAGGCCCUGUGGGUGUUCUGGAGCCUUCCACUUUUCCAGGGCAGCCAGAAUGAGCCCAUGGCACAGGGUGGGGCUGAGUUUCCAGUCAGUUCCAGGAGCUCUGGACACAUGUCCAGGUCAAUGCAAACUGUGCCGUGCCCUCUGCUGCCAAAGGGAUGGUAUCCUGCUUGAAAGGUGUCUGCCAAGGGAGGCUGGAACCUCUCCUGGAAUGGAAAAUAUGGGCACCUUCCCCCCAAAGUAUUAUAACUUCAAAAUUACGGGGAUUUCAGGCAGAGAUAUAGGAAAAGGAAUAACAGUUCUUUACUAGAAUAUGUAAAACAAGAGAAACAAACAAC
Molecule: messenger RNA, 2858 nt
Organism: Prinia subflava (tawny-flanked prinia)
Lineage: Eukaryota; Metazoa; Chordata; Aves; Passeriformes; Cisticolidae
Product: Fc receptor-like protein 4
Exons: 9
Coding region: 34-1557 (507 amino acids)
Biological process (GO): cell surface receptor signaling pathway
Cellular component (GO): plasma membrane
Molecular function (GO): transmembrane signaling receptor activity
Source: RefSeq, a predicted model, not a curated record